This is a messenger RNA of Bubalus bubalis (water buffalo), 1201 nucleotides long. Its product is annotated as translation initiation factor IF-2-like. The transcript is spliced from 2 exons. NCBI's taxonomy places the organism in Eukaryota, Metazoa, Chordata, Mammalia, Artiodactyla, Bovidae. The record is from RefSeq and is a predicted model, not a curated record. Bases 41 to 565 code for a protein of 174 amino acids.
GGCGGCGGCGGCGGCGGCGGCAGCGCUCGGCGCGGGGCAGAUGAGGAGCGCGGCGAAGGGGGCCGGACGGACAGGCCAUGCUGCCCCCUCCCCCGACCCCGCUCGGGCGGGCGGGCGGGGACGGCCGAGGGGAGGGCCCGCCGGGGGCCGACCUGCCGGCUCCUCCCCCCGCCGCCCUGCGAGCAUAAAGCCCAGCGCUCGCCAGCCCGCCCGCCCGGGCACUCGCGGAGGCGGCGGCGCCCGGACCCCGCUCCCGCCGGGCUCCCGGGUCCCCGAGGGCGAGAGAGACCCCCUCGAAACCCGAGGCGGGCCGGGACCUGGGCGCGGCCGCACCCCCCACCCACCCCGGCACGGGGGCCGGGCCGCGGGAACGCCCUCCCGGAAUGAAGCGCUUCCCGGUGCCUUCAAGAGUUCUAAACCCCACCCCAUCUGGAAGAACCUAAGAUGCCUGCCCAGUGUGUUUGAAGAUACUUCUCUCGGUCCGUCUCAAUUUAAAGGGCUCCCCAUGGAGGCAAACGCCUUCCCGUCUUCCUUCUCCCCACAUCCCCAUCUUCUGGGUCUCUGAGACCCUCUAGUGCCUUUGCCCUAGGCUCUUGGGAGCCAUCUCGCCCACCCCUUAAACGCCCUCCCUUAGCCCGGCUAGUCCACCCUGAAUCGCGGGCAGAUUCAGGCCACUCUCCCUACCCCAUCUCUCCAAAUCCACAGGCUCUCGUCAAUUCCCUGGCAGGAACCAGUCAAGAAAGGGUCAAAGCAGGAGGCUAAGCACCCACUCCUCCCCAAAUCCCCAACCCUGCUGGGGUGGUGGGUGGCGGUCUCAGCGCCACACAAGCCCCCUCUCCCCCCACCAAACUCACCUCCACUCCUUUUCUCACCCCCCCUUCAGUCCACUGUCCCUAACCCGGUGACAAUCCUCGCUGACAAGCCCCUUGCUCACCUUGACCUCCACCCUCAAGUCAACCACCUUUUAUUAAUGUGUGCAGGAGCUCUGGGCAACGUAAACCUGACCUCUGGAAGGAUGCCCAUCCCCCUCCUCUCAGUAUGCUUUCCCCGCCCCCGACCCCAGUCACCUCUGGUAGAAGAACGUGAGAGACUCAAGUUAAUGGUUUCCUUGGGGACUUUCUGGGAACACUCAGCAGGUAUAUCCUGCCACCCUGUGUGCAUAACACUAGAAACAAACUUGCUUUUUCCUGUUUUUAUCGUC